Mytilus trossulus (common blue mussel) is the source of this 3029-nucleotide messenger RNA. Its product is annotated as run domain Beclin-1-interacting and cysteine-rich domain-containing protein-like. Lineage: Eukaryota; Metazoa; Mollusca; Bivalvia; Mytilida; Mytilidae. Gene Ontology annotation, cellular component: intracellular membrane-bounded organelle. The coding region runs from base 22 to 2844 and encodes 940 amino acids. The transcript is spliced from 23 exons. Gene Ontology annotation, molecular function: phosphatidylinositol phosphate binding. The record is from RefSeq and is a predicted model, not a curated record.
AAAUUAGUGAUGUAAACAGGAAUGGCGGAUGAGGAAAAUCCUCAUUUAAAACAUAGAUUAGAUCAUCAUUACUUGAUAAACAGCUUGAAAUCUGUAGUGGAAGGUUUAUUGGCCACUCACAGUACAGAUGUAUGGAGUACUUAUGGUGGAUUAAAUCGAGUUACAAAAGAAGUAGAAAAAAUUCUCUACCAUGGAUUGAGAAGUACACAGGGAAAGUUUGGAAGUCAGGUUGAUUUCUGGCCCUUUGUACAUGGACUUAAGAGGCUGAACCCUAUUCAGUCUCCAUCUAUUGAUAAAAUCAUUAGAUUAGCCCACACUACACAGGGAAUUGAUAAAGGUCAUGUAUGGGUCGAGGAAGGUUUGAGAGAACACAAUCUUACAGCACAACUACAGACUCUAGUACAGAACAGAGAACAUCUACAUCAGUUUUAUUAUGAUUACAGUUUCUUAAAUACUAAAGAGUACUUCCAUUCCAUGUGCCUAUGUCUACAAGCAGUAGAACAGAACAAAGUUACCCUUUUGACAGAACUAGAUGUCAAUCUGUUAAGUGGAAGACAAAAACCAGAUGUGAAGAGAAGUGAAUCCAUGCCAGUUAUGAGAAGGGGUUCUAGUCAUCAUGAGGCUUUGGCACUUGCACCACGUUUUGCAUCUCCAAGACAGGAGAGUGUUCUUUCCUUGUCAGAUGAGCAUGCUAUACCUGUCAAUGUUGGUAGUGCAUCUCCAGUAGAAGCAAAGAUGUUGGCAAGAGAUGCUUUAAGAACUGUUUUGCGAAAAUCUGGUUCUGAUUCGCCAACUGAUUCUCCAGAAGCAGGAUUUAGUUUCUAUGACAACCAAACAGAAGAUCCACUGUCUCAUGUUUCAAUGACAGAACAUAAGGCAGAUUCUAAAGAAAGUUCAUCUGAAGUUCAAACUAAAGAAAAGUUGCCAAGCAAAUCAACACUGUCCUCUGUAAAAAAGUCAAUGACCCCUGACCCCAUCGGAAGUUCUGAAAAAACUUACAGUGGUAGACCAGAAGAAAUUUUCUCUGAUUCAGAAACAUUGACGGAAGAAAAAAGGAAUGUUGUAAUGAGAACUGCAAAAGGAACAAAGAAAGGUCAUAAAAGGUCAAGGUCAGAUAUGACAUGGCUCAAUGCAAUAACAAAACCACAAAGAACAACAAGAAAACACAGUGAAGAUAUUGUAGGAGCACCAGAAAUAGAUUCAGGUAUUUUAGAAAUGUAUUUAGGAACAGAUGUAAACUCCCCAACUUCACCAGAAGGAUACAUGGGUAGACCAGCUCAAGGGCAGUCACUCAUCCAUUAUCUCUCAACGCAGGACUUCCAUACUUGUGCCAAUCUAGAUAAAGAAAAUGCUCACUUCAGUAUAUCAGAAGCAUUGAUUGCAGCCAUAGAACAAAUGAAAUGGAACCAUAUUAUUUCACCACAUCAGAAUCAGGAAAACGAGGAAGAGGAUUCGGAUGAGGAAAUACAAGAGUUAAAACAAAGGAUAAGGAUAAGGAAAAGAGAAAGAUUAAAAGAGAAAGCCCGUGGAUUACCAGCUUUCAGUGAUGGUGUUACUGACACAGCUACUAGUCACAGUACAUCACCAACAUUCAGCUCCCCUAUAGAUUCUGAAAACUCAGAUAGUAGUGAUUCAAGUGCAAUUGAUGAUGAACAAAUAGAACUUACAAUGUCAGAAAAUAUAAGUGAGACUAAUUUGUUAUUGAUGAAGAAAGAUGGAAUGUCCUUAUCACUUGCUUCAUUAUACUCAGAUGGUGAUAUCCAGGAUAGAAAUAAUAAGAUGCUAGACAGACAAGGCUCAGUUACUACAGAAAAUGGUGUGAGUGCUACCAACAGUUUAUCAGCCGAGUCUGUUGCUAUAUCAUUACUGAAGAAAUUCUCAGAGAAACAACUUCCAAAGGCUUCAGAUCUUAUCUGGCUUGUACCUGAAAGUGAUGCUCCUCAGAAGUUACUCCCAAUGCCAGACUCGUACCCUAUUGAUCCUGAUGAUGCUGAAGAUAUGAAAACUAACAGAUAUCAAACAUUCCAGACGAGAUUAAGGGGUAAUAUGGAAUGGGCUCCACCAAGACCUCAGAUCAUUUUUAAUAUCCAUCAGCGACCAAAUAGGAAGAAAGUAAUGGAGAAGCAGAAUUACCUCUGUGCUGGUUGUGGUACAAGGGUUGAACCAGGAUACAUCAGCAGAUUUCGAUACUGUGAAUAUCUUGGAAAGUUUUUCUGUCAAUGUUGUCAUAGUAAAUCUUUAUCAUAUAUUCCUGGAAGAAUUCUGAAGAAAUGGGACUUCCAAAAGUAUCAAGUGUCAAACUUUGCCCAUGAUUUAUUGACUAAGAUCUAUACGGAGCCUUUGUUCAAUAUCUGUGAUAUAAAUCCUUCAUUAUAUAAGAAAGUGAAAAGUUUAGAUAGUAUUUUAGAAUUACGACAGCAGUUACAAUAUGUGAAGAAGUUCCUACUUAUCUGUAAAGAUGGUACCAAGUUUUUGAGCGAUAUAAAAAACCUACCACCAUACUGGUCAGAUGAUUUUCACAUAUACUCUUUAUGUGAUCUUGUUAAUGCUAAGAAUCUACAAAUGUUAAAUCAGUUAAGAAAUAUAGUCUCGGCAUCAAUAUCGCAUGUAGAAAAUUGUCAGUUUUGCCAGGGACUUGGUUUUAUAUGUGAACUGUGCAGAAAUAACUCUGAUGUGAUAUUUCCAUUUCAACUAAACAAGGUUGAAAUUUGUCAAGGUUGUAAAUCGUGUUUCCAUAGAGACUGUUUUGUACCAGAUAAAUGUCCUAGAUGUGCUAGAUUAGAAGCUAGAAGACAAAGAAUGGAACAAAAGUUUUCAGAAGAAAUGGAUGAGGAAGAUAGUUGAUAUUGGUAGAUCUUACUUGCACAAGGCCUGAUUUAACAAUAUUCCUGUUUGGUGCUUAUUUAUUUUCACAUGGAUGAUUGUUGUGUCCAACACAAAUGUGCCAAGCCAUAUGAAUCUUCCUUUGUCUGUAUUGGUUAAGAUAUGCAUUUUAAUUCAUUUAAAAGCUACUUAUAUUUGAGCAUGUA